Molecule: messenger RNA, 1347 nt
Organism: Penicillium robsamsonii
Lineage: Eukaryota; Fungi; Ascomycota; Eurotiomycetes; Eurotiales; Aspergillaceae
Product: glycoside hydrolase family 16 protein
Exons: 1
Coding region: 1-1347 (448 amino acids)
Source: RefSeq, a predicted model, not a curated record
AUGAAACUCCACAUUUUGGCCUUCGGGGUUGCUGUGAUCUACCUCGGCACCUUAGCAUCAACUUUAUCAGAUGCUAGGGCACCGUCGCAGUUCCCAGCCAAGAAACGCCCACGCGGGUGCGAUUGCUACACGAUCUCCGGACCCCAUCUGGGAUAUUUCCAGCAUUACAAGGUCUGGGACUUCCGGUCAGUGGAUUUGAGUAAACAUGCCAAUCUCAAUCUGUCAGAGCCCAUCGAUAAUGGCGACGAGGUCUGGGAUGAUGACGAUGAGGGCGAUGACCAAGACCCGCAGAAUGAUUCACCUGGAGUCCACGAGUCAAAGGACCCUGACCCCAAGUCACUGGUGUUCUACAGGACCUCCUUCGAGAGAGACUGGAGCAGUCAAAACUGGGAACGCCGUGGAACCCCCAUAUCCCCGGUUCUCAUGGUAAAUUCGAAGCACAACGUCUUUCUCACCCGGGACCAUGAGCAACAUGAUCCUCAUGCGACGUAUCUUGUUCUGCGCACCACCCGAUUUUCAGAAUACACUUCCACCGCAGAGAUCGAGACUCGCCUACACAACAUCUACCGGUGCUCGCUUCGUGUCCGGUUUCGUUUAUUGCCAGCUAGCUCUGUCGUAUCGCAACCCCCUCAACCCGGGGAAUGGCCGCCGCGGGAUCCAAAACGACAUCCCACCGUGCCCUUAAACAACAAGACAACUCCGCUUCAUGAUGGCCGGCCACCUGACGGCGCUUGUGCUGGCAUCUUUACCUACCAUGACCAGACCUGUGAAUCGGACAUUGAAAUUCUAACGCGGGACCCACCCCAUCGCGUGCAUUAUGCCAACCAGCCUGAUUAUGAUUUUGCCGCUGAUCGCGAGAUCCCCGAUGCGAGUACCAUUGCCGACGUACCUGUUCCAUGGACAUCCUGGUCCGUGCAUCGCCUAGAUUGGCUCUCAAACAUAUCACGGUGGUAUGUCAACGAUCAGAUACAGGAUGCCAAAUCAUACAGAGUUCCCAAUCUGGAGAGCAUGAUUGUUAUCAAUCUUUGGAGUAACGGUGGACUUUGGACAGGCGACAUGAGGAUUGGCGACAGUAUAUACAUGGGCAUCGAAUACAUCGAGCUCGUCUAUAAUCGCUCUUCUGAUGCUUCCAGGGGUUAUUAUGUGUCUCCUUCGCAGAACCAUGGCGGCCAUCAAAGAGCCUUUCUCACAAAUGGUUCUAUUGGUAAUGAGCAUCCAUUGGAGCCGGAUAAUAAGGAUGAAAAGUGCAAGCCAGGGAGGCAGGGCCGCGAGUGCAGAAGAAAGAAGUGGAGGAACAGGCCUCUUAAUGAAUUUUGUCAGAGACCAUGCAACAUUGAUGAACUCUAA